Messenger RNA from Aureobasidium pullulans EXF-150, 873 nucleotides. RefSeq lists its product as uncharacterized. The record is from RefSeq and is a predicted model, not a curated record. The transcript has 2 exons. Lineage: Eukaryota; Fungi; Ascomycota; Dothideomycetes; Dothideales; Saccotheciaceae. The coding region runs from base 220 to 873 and encodes 217 amino acids.
GACAGCACCGAUCCUUCUGCCCAGUCACAGCCCAUAACCCUCGAUUCAUCACAACUCUCACCGCCGCCUUCCUCACCGUUCACUAGUUUGCCCGAUGCAGAUCCUGAACAGAUCCCCGAUGAUCCUGCACCCGACCCGAACCCGCCUUGUCCUAUCUGCGGAGAGAAGAUUGAAAAGGACUUUUGGGAUAAGUUUCAAGAUGACAUCUGCCAUAGACGUAUGAAUCUACGCCUCCAGGAGAAGUUCUGUCAAGCACACAAAGCCCGCAAUGCCGACGACGUUUGGAACGACAGAGGCUACCCCAAGAUUGACUGGUCCGCACUACAAGAUCGACUCAAGGCACAUCGCCAUCAUAUACGCGCCAUUCUGGAUAACGACAAGGCGAGAGAGAGUCCUUAUUACAAACAGCAUGCAAAGAUGAUCAAGUCAGCAAAAGGCCAUACUGCCACAGCGGCCGGCGGCCGUUUUACUGGCUUACGCGCUGGGUACUACGGAUCAAAAGGCGAGAAGAUCAUUGCUGAAAACAUCGUCCGUACAUUCUCAGACAAAUUACGCGAGCUUUCCGAGACCGAUCCAAUCAUAGCUUCUGGUGGUGCAUCCGGAGGCAUGUCGGGCUUCGUGCACGCCAUCCUGGUGCCUGAAAUGGUUGUCGAACUGAUCAUGGAGGACAUGAAUUGUGAGAGAGAUAAAGCUAGACUCGUUCUAUCAGAGAGUGUGGACAUGGGCGAAAUCUUCAAUGAGGAAGAGGAUGAGAAGGCACGGCGGGUCGAAGUCGAUCUACUAGAUACCAGCAUCCUGGACGACGACAACGACGACAACAGUCACCAAAGCAUCUUGACAGAGAAACCCCGCAAGAAAUUCCGAUUAGCUUAA